GAGUGAGAAGCCCGCAAAAGCCAGUUUAAAUUAUUGAAUCAGAAAAGCAGUAUUUUUAACAAUGAUCACUCUGACAAACACAUGACCCUGGAAUUAUAGCUGAUUCAAUGUUUAAACUAGGGUGGAUUUGUACUGCAGGAGGUUAUUGGAGUGUAGAGUGUCUCAUCACUCUUUUCCAUAAAAUGCCUUAUUUUGCAAAACUCAUUUUAUUACUCUUUUGCUUUGUCCUUCUUGUGGAGAGCAGAAAGCACAGGAGGAGGAGGUGGACAGGUCAGCUGGAGGUGCAGAAGGCAAGCCACAUCUAUAAGAAGAAUCAUGACAUGACCAAAACUCGGAAAGGAAAAACAGAACAGCUUUUGAGAGUCGAUGACCACGAUUUCACCAUGAGGCCAGCUUUUGGAGGUCCUGCCAUUCCUGUUGGGGUAGAUGUACAGGUUGAAAGCUUGGACAGUAUUUCUGAGGUCGAUAUGGACUUUACUAUGACACUGUACUUAAGGCACUACUGGAAGGAUGAACGCCUCUCAUUUCCUAGCAUCACUAACAAGAGCAUGACCUUUGAUGGCAGGCUGGUGAAGAAGAUUUGGGUUCCAGAUGUCUUCUUUGUGCACUCCAAAAGAUCAUUCAUUCAUGACACAACCACUGACAACAUCAUGUUGCGAGUGUUCCCAGAUGGUCAUGUGCUAUAUAGUAUGAGGAUCACAGUGACAGCAAUGUGCAACAUGGACUUCAGUCGAUUUCCCCUGGACUCACAGACUUGUUCUCUGGAGCUGGAAAGCUAUGCUUACACUGAUGAAGAUCUGAUGCUUUACUGGAAAAAUGGGAAUGAAUCCCUGAAAACUGAUGAAAAGAUUUCCUUGUCUCAGUUUUUGAUACAAAAGUUUCAUACUACUUCCAGACUCGCUUUCUACAGUAGCACCGGAUGGUACAAUAGACUGUACAUAAAUUUCACUUUACACCGCCACAUCUUCUUCUUCUUGCUCCAAACCUAUUUCCCUGCCACUCUAAUGGUCAUGCUAUCGUGGGUGUCCUUCUGGAUUGAUCGCAGAGCUGUACCUGCUAGAGUGUCAUUAGGGAUAACCACAGUGCUGACCAUGUCAACAAUCAUCACUGGUGUAAACGCCUCCAUGCCUAGAGUUUCCUACAUCAAAGCUGUGGACAUUUACCUCUGGGUCAGUUUUGUGUUCGUCUUUCUCUCAGUGUUGGAAUACGCAGCAGUGAAUUAUUUGACCACAGUGCAAGAACGGAAGGAAAGGAAGUUGCGAGAGAAGUUUCCAUGUACAUGUGGAAUACCUAAUACAAAAACCAUGAUGCUGGAUGGAACCUACAGUGAAUCUGAUGCCAACAGCCUGGCAGGAUACACAAGAAGCCAGAUAGUGAUUGAGGAAGAAAAACAAGACAAAAUGGUGGUUCAUUUGGCCAUGAGCAAUGAAUCUAAUUCAUCGAGAAAGAGAGGGCUGAAAGGCCAUGUUGGCCUGCGCAUCAUCCAGAACACUCAUGCGAUUGAUAAAUACUCAAGAAUAAUAUUCCCAGGCACCUAUAUAUUUUUUAACUUGAUAUACUGGUCUGUCUUUUGCUAGACAUACCGAGGCAGAAGCCCUUUACAGGACUAAGUGGGUGUUUUUUUUAAAAAGUUCAGUUUGGCUGUUAAGCUAGAAAACCAAUUCUCCUAUUGUACCUGUGGAGCAAAAAGCACUGGAUAUAUCCUGCAACAGGCACGUUCAUCCAAAGGCUUCCCUGAGAAUUUGGUGUGUCAAUUACUCUGUACACCUGACCCCCAUCUCCCCUCUGCUCUCUUGGUUUGUGCAACAGCUACUGUAUAUAUAUACACUGGGCAAUGCUGAUAGUGCCUGAUGUGCACUGGGGCCCAGAUCCUCAAAGGGAUUGAGGUACCAAUUCCCAUUGAUUUCAAUAGGAGUUAAGUUCCUAAAUGCCUUUGGAAAUCUAGGCCAGGGAAACUACCACAAAAGAAUCACCCAGGCUCCGCUGCUGGAUUAAAGUGUGAGUUCCUAUGGCUGUGCUGAGGUGCCUAAAAUAGACAACGGUUAGGCUCCUUAAUAGCUUAGCUUUGAAAGUGCUACAUGAAAACAGAGCUCACUUUAGACCAUUGUUUUUCUUUUUCCUUUGCUUAUAAACAAAUGGCAUCUUUUUAGGAUAUACUUUCAUCAAGCCAUCAGGCAAAAUUCUGCAAUCCUUACUCAAACCUCCCAUUACGUAAGUGGGAUUGCUGCCUGGGUGCAGAAUUCACUCUACCACGUCUAGGCAAUUAGUUUGUUUUUAAUUAAAAAUUAGGAGAAAUGGUAAAGUAAAGCAAAGAAACCUCCGGAACUUGGGCAGCAUGAAAUCUGGAGCUCGUUUAUAAUGACAGCUUGGAAGUUUAAAUAAGCCUGUUCACUCCUUGCAAACUGGCCUUGGAGUACAAUAAAUCGACCAUGAGUGCUUUUCCCUUUAACGGAGGUGGAAGGUAACCAGCUGGAGCCUUUGAUUAGUGUACAGGACUGGGGAGUUUAUCCAGGAGUGGCUAGUCUUUUUGCUUCCUUUCUUCAUAGCUAGGUCCCUACCAAAUCCACGGCCAUGAAAAACGCGUCAUGGACUGUGAAAUCUGGUCUCCAUGAAAUCUUGUCUUUUGUUUGCUUCUACCCUAUACUAUACUGAUUUCACAGGGGAGACCAGAGUUUCUCAAAUUGGGGGUC
This is a messenger RNA of Chrysemys picta bellii (western painted turtle), 2690 nucleotides long. It is a transcript of the gene GABRR2, whose product is annotated as gamma-aminobutyric acid type A receptor subunit rho2. The record is from RefSeq and is a predicted model, not a curated record. Gene Ontology annotation, biological process: nervous system process; chloride transmembrane transport; signal transduction. Gene Ontology annotation, cellular component: GABA-A receptor complex; synapse; plasma membrane. Gene Ontology annotation, molecular function: neurotransmitter receptor activity; GABA-A receptor activity; extracellular ligand-gated monoatomic ion channel activity. NCBI's taxonomy places the organism in Eukaryota, Metazoa, Chordata, Testudines, Emydidae.